CCGCUGCCGCUGCUGCCACCGCUUCCCGGUCCCCGCUCCGGCCGCAGCCGCCGCCCGCCCCGAGCCCGGCCGCGCCAGGCACCAUGAGCGGCUCCGGCCCGGAGGCGCCGCAGCCCAGCGAGGCGGCGGAGGCCCGGCUGCAGGAGGCCGAGCAGGACUGGGCGGCGGCCAAGGCGUUCUACGACAACCUGGUUACCAAGAAACCCCGGCCGCCCAAGCCCCAGAACGCCAUCACCGUGGCCGUCUCCUCCCGAGCCCUCUUCGACCUGGUGGAGGAGCGGCGGAUCUACCAAGAACAGGGGGUGGAGAAGUACGUGGAGUACCAGCAAAACAAUGAGAACGUCACCCUCAAGCCUGGACCGGCGUUUUACUUCGUCAAGGCUCUGGAGCAUGUCAAUGCCCGGCUUCUUGAACUAUACCCUGAUGAUGAAGAACGAUUUGAUAUCGUCCUGAUGACUAAUAACCAUGCCCAAGUGGGAGUGAGGCUCAUAAACAGCAUCAAUCACUAUGGCUUAACAAUUGAACGUUUCUGUAUGACGGGAGGACAAAGCCCUAUUGGUUACCUGACUGCAUACCUUACAAACCUGUACCUCUCAGCAGACUCUGAAAAAGUGCAAGAAGCUAUAGAAGCAGGCAUUGCAUCAGCUACAAUGUUCACUGCCAACAAAGAUGUUUCUUACUCGGAUACACAGCUGAGGGUGGCAUUUGAUGGGGAUGCUGUUAUCUUUUCUGAUGAAUCAGAACAGAUUGUCAAAGAGCAAGGAUUAGAUAGAUUUUUUGAACAUGAACAGCUGAAUGAAAAUAAGCCUCUUGCACAGGGCCCUUUGAAGGGUUUUCUGGAAGACCUGGGGAAAAUUCAGAAGAAGUUCUAUGCAAAAAAUGAACGAUUAAAUUGUCCUAUAAGGACCUACCUGGUCACAGCCAGAAGUGCGGCGAGCUCUGGAGCCAGAGUGCUGAAGACUCUCCGUAGCUGGGGCCUGGAGAUUGAUGAGGCACUUUUCCUAGCAGGAGCUCCUAAAGGACCAAUCCUGGUGAAAAUCCGCCCUCACAUUUUCUUUGAUGACCAGAUGUUCCACAUUGAAGGAGCACAGAAAUUAGGCACCAUAGCUGCACACGUUCCCUAUGGCGUUGCUCAGAAGUACAACAAAUCUUCAUGACUAGAUGACACCAUUAAUGAUAAAGUUCUUAACUCAGCCAGCCUCUUAAUAAACCAAUAGUUAUGUCUGAAAACCCCUACAUAUGUGUAUUGUAAGCACUAUGUUUAAAAAUUCAACUUCUGGCUAGAACAGCCUUUAAAAGAAAUAUUUUUAAUAUAGGUAAGUUUUUAAUGGAGUUAUUUUAAUAUAAUUCUUAAGCAGUUUAGAUUUUUUACCUGUCUAGAUCUAACACUGUGGUUUUGAUAUUAGGAAGAGAUUUGUACUGUUUUUAUAGCUUGAGACAUAUUUUGAGAGACAGAACAGUUAUAUUUUCUCUAAAAAACUGUUGACGGGUUAUUUAUAAGAAAACUCAUGCUGCAAUGCUAGUUCUUGACAGUCAUUUCUGAAGUUCACAAAAACACAGUUUACAUAUAACUGUUUACCUGUUGUGGUUUGCUUGUUAAAUAUGUGUUCAGUAGGUCUGUCACCACAAGGUUUCAGCUUCCAGUAAAAUGUUAGCUUACUUGAUCUUGUGUUUACACAUUUUUCUAUAUGAUUUUCUUACCUUAAUAAAGCUGGCUUUACAGAA
Messenger RNA from Corapipo altera (White-ruffed manakin), 1725 nucleotides. RefSeq names its product cytosolic 5'-nucleotidase 1B-like. Bases 84 to 1157 code for a protein of 357 amino acids. The transcript is spliced from 6 exons. The record is from RefSeq and is a predicted model, not a curated record. Gene Ontology annotation, molecular function: nucleotide binding; 5'-nucleotidase activity; magnesium ion binding. Gene Ontology annotation, biological process: nucleotide metabolic process; adenosine metabolic process. Lineage: Eukaryota; Metazoa; Chordata; Aves; Passeriformes; Pipridae. Gene Ontology annotation, cellular component: cytoplasm; cytosol.